Molecule: messenger RNA, 1789 nt
Organism: Morus notabilis
Lineage: Eukaryota; Viridiplantae; Streptophyta; Magnoliopsida; Rosales; Moraceae
Product: probable choline kinase 3
Exons: 2
Coding region: 138-1553 (471 amino acids)
Biological process (GO): phosphatidylcholine biosynthetic process; phosphatidylethanolamine biosynthetic process
Cellular component (GO): cytoplasm
Molecular function (GO): ethanolamine kinase activity; choline kinase activity
Source: RefSeq, a predicted model, not a curated record
AACCACAAACACCAUCUCCGAGGCUCCCGUACAUCAUCACUCUGUUCUUGAAUCUUCCUCCACCAAAAAAAAAAAAAAAAAAAAAAAAAAAGAGCUUAAAACUGAGCUCAAAAGUGAAAGUCCUUUCAUUUUUCUCCAUGACUACCAAUAUUCACUCUCUUUGCAAAUCCCCCACCUUCCUUGUCCCUUCAACUUUUCUGGGUUCCUCUUCAUCCUUCCCAAAACCCCACCAAAUCAAACCAUUCGUGAGAAAAUCCAACAGUUACAGAGAACUGUUGCAUUUUGGGAAAGAGAAGUUUGGAGGAGGGAUUGUCUGUGGCGCACUCCUACCAGUUGAUCCGUGGGCACCUACCAUUGAUUCAGAGAGCAUAGCUUCCCAGUUGUUUGCGCUUUCUUUGUUCCCGUACAUUGGUUUCUUGUACUUCAUCACCAAAUCUAAGUCUGCCCCAAAGCUCACUCUCUUCGGUUUCUACUUUCUCCUCACCUUUGUGGGGGCCACCAGGAAACGUAGUCAUGGUGAAGAUGGGUUCGUCAAAGACUGUCUUUCAGAGGAAUUGAAGAAGUUAAUUCGAUCUGUGGCUUCUGAAUAUGGAGACGUAAUUGAGGAUAUGGAACUACUGGGGGUCGUACGUUUGAAUGGUGCUAUGACUAAUGUGGUUUAUCAGAUAUCUUGGCCAACAAAAGAUGGCGAUUUUCAGAGAAAAGCAUUGGUCCGACUUUAUGGCAAAGGAGUCGGGGUUUUCUUCAAUAGGGAGGAUGAAAUCCGCACAUUUGAGUAUAUCUCAAAACAUGGUCAGGGGCCACGCCUUCUGGGGCGGUUGGUGGAUGGACGGAUAGAGGAGUUCAUUCAUGCCAGAAAACUUUCAGCUGCUGACCUCCUUGAUCCUGAAAUAUCCUCUCUUAUAGCAGCUAAGUUGAGAGUGUUUCAUUAUCUUGAUAUGCCCUUUCCAAAGUGUGUACACCUCUGGAACACAAUGAGGAAAUGGCUUGCCACAGUGACGGAACUGUGCUCACCAAAACAAGCUGAAGAAUUCAGCUUGGAUACUCUAGAAGGGGAAAUUUAUAUGCUGGAGAAAGAAUUAUCUAAUGAAUCUCAAGAAAUUGGAUUUUGUCACAAUGACCUGCAGUAUGGCAACAUCAUGAUGGAUGAAGAAGCAAGAUCAAUCACUAUAGUCGAUUACGAAUAUGCCAGUUACAAUCCUGUUGCUUAUGACAUUGCAAAUCAUUUAUGUGAGAUGGUGGCAAAUUACCAUUCAGAGACACCUCAUGUUUUGGAUUAUAGCAAAUAUCCAAAUCUGGAGGAGCGCCGAAGAUUUGUCAGGAUAUAUCUGAGCUCCCCAGGCAGCCAUCCCAGUGACACCCAAGUUGAGAAGCUACUUAAUGAUGUGGAGAAAUACACUUUAGCAAGCCAUCUGUUUUGGGGGUUGUGGGGAAUCAUUUCAGGUUAUGUAAACAAAAUUGACUUCAACUACAUGGAAUAUGCAAGGCAGAGGUUUCGGCAGUACUGGUUGAGGAAAAAAGAAUUGUUGGCUGCUUCAGGCGUUUCUCCCUGAUGGAAAUUAUAGAUUUAUUCUACCUAAGUGUGCUUCCUAGUUCAUAAUAAAACUUUCACAUAAAAUGUAGCCAGCUUAAUGGUGUUAAUAUCAAUAUGUUUGAGUUGAUGAGAAUUGUAAAUAAAACCCAUUUUCUCUUUUUGGGACAUUGGCUGUAACUUUCGUUAAGGCUUUGGACUUUUCGCCGAAUCCACUUGAUAAGGUGGAAAAGGAAAAUUUAUAAUGCUCAACAGAGA